This is a messenger RNA of Camelina sativa (false flax), 414 nucleotides long. Lineage: Eukaryota; Viridiplantae; Streptophyta; Magnoliopsida; Brassicales; Brassicaceae. The record is from RefSeq and is a predicted model, not a curated record.
AUGAAUCAUGUUGGAGCUACCGUUGAGGUCCUUUCAUCUACAGCGGGUCCUUCUCAUGGUGUUCUUCAGACAUAUACAAAAGUUACACAAAACUGGGUUAUCACAAAUAUAAUAGACAAAGACAUAACAGGACGUCUUUAUAAAUCUGUUCGAGGUCCGAUAAGACGUCUUUAUUGCCAGGACGGAUAUAUUAUCACCAAGAUCAAUUUUGCGGACUAUGGCAAUCCCACUGGUACAUGUGAACACUUUAGAGACGGCAAUUGUGGCGCACCAGCUACCUUGAGGCUCGUUAAAAAGAAUUGUCUUGGGAAAAAACCGAAGUGUGUAUUUUUAGUUACGGAUGAGGUGUUUGGUCCAAGCCACUGCAAGGGACCUCCUACACUCGCGGUUGACGCCACUUGUACAAAAACCUAG